AAAGCUUUCAUCGAGAACGGUGAAACAUAACCCCAUUUUCUUCAACUCCUUCCAUCACGAGAUCCAAUCUAUCAGGCUCAAACCCACGGAGGAGGAAGAGGUGGAAGAUGGCAUCGUCGUCGACAAAUUCGCCAUGCGCGGCGUGUAAGUUCCUGCGACGUAAGUGCCAGCCAGAGUGCGUAUUUGCGCCAUACUUCCCACCGGACCAGCCGCAUAAGUUUGCUAAUGUUCACAAAGUUUUUGGGGCCAGCAACGUCACUAAACUGCUCAAUGAGUUGCACCCACACCAGCGUGAGGACGCCGUCAACUCGCUCGCCUACGAGGCCGAUAUGCGCCUCCGCGAUCCCGUCUACGGCUGCGUUGGAGUCAUCUCUCUCCUCCAACACCAACUCCGCCAACUUCAGAUGGAUCUGACCUGUGCUAAAUCCGAACUCUCCAAAUAUCAAAAUCUCACUGCCAGCCACGGACUCAUAGCCGCCGCCGCUGCUGCCGCCGCAACUGCCACUGCUGCCGCCCACACCCACAGUAACAAUAACAAUAAUAAUAACGAUCAGGACCAUCAUCUACAUUUACAGUCCUCUUCACUCAACAACUUGGGGAUGGGCAUCAAUCUCAUUUCAGGCGGCGGAGGCCGAGAACACUACCCCAACCAGUUUUUUCCCAGAGAUCGAGAUCAUCAUUCCUAUCAUCAGCAACAGAUGAUGUUUAGGAGCCUUGAUGGCGGAAACAACUACGAUGCAAGCCUUCUUGCCAUGAACGCUGCUGCAGGGGGCAUUUAUGGCCAACUCAGUCAACAGCUCCAGCAAACUAGGGCUGCUGCUGGUGACGACCGCCGAACCAUUGAUCCUUCUUAAUUAGGAUUUCCUCGUUUCCUUGCCUACUCACAACAACUUUAACCAAUCCCAUCAAAUUAUUUCAGGUACGUCCAUUAUUAUUAUUAUUUUUAUAGGAAAAAUACGAUAUUCAUUUAGGAUUGAGUAGAAUAAGUACGUCUUAUACAUAAAUAUACAAUUACAAAUUUUAUAUUUCAUUUCCACAGUAAUAUCAAUUUGGUUGUGAUCCAUUUAUUAGUUUUAUUGUUGUUGUUCUUGUUAUUUCCGGCUUUUGAUGGUUGGAUAUAUAAGUGCCCUUAAUUAGUACUGUAUGAUUACUUUUGUAGGUCAAUUAUGCGCUAAUUGACAUACAGUCAAU
This is a messenger RNA of Malus domestica (apple), 1191 nucleotides long. NCBI's taxonomy places the organism in Eukaryota, Viridiplantae, Streptophyta, Magnoliopsida, Rosales, Rosaceae. The record is from RefSeq and is a predicted model, not a curated record.